This is a messenger RNA of Ceutorhynchus assimilis (cabbage seed weevil), 2163 nucleotides long. NCBI's taxonomy places the organism in Eukaryota, Metazoa, Arthropoda, Insecta, Coleoptera, Curculionidae. The record is from the annotation of a GenBank genome assembly.
AAAUAAACCAUGACAUCAUUCCAUUUCUGUCUCCAGUGCUGAAGGCGCGUUACGUAAAAGUUGUUUACAACUCUUGUGGCCAUUUAAACAGUUGAUUACCUGGGCGCGCUAAAUUGAUUUCGAUAUAUUGCGCAUAGAUUUCUUAAUAAAUUCAAUAGACAAAAUGUUGAAAAUUACACUUAGUGCUGUGCUUAUUUUAGGAUUUAGUAUUUACGAAGGUUCUGCCUUAAAAUGUUGGGAAUGUUCCAGCGACAUAGAUCGAAGCUGCGCAGACAGAUUUAACAUAAGCACUUACGGUUUUGGAUCUGAUUAUCUUUACCGACAAUCAUCAGCUUCAGGGUAUAACCAACAACAACCCUAUAAUCCUUACAAUCAACGACCCUAUGAUAGCAGAGACCACUCCACCUAUAGAAACGAAAAUUCCGGCACCACCGAAACUUAUAGGGACAAUAAUCGGGAUCCUUGGGAUAAUAGCCCUAUUCGAGCAUCUGAUCCUAGUCGAUAUCACAACGAUCCUUACAAUAAUAGAACUUAUGAUAAUAGGGAUUAUGAUAGACGCGGGGGUUAUUAUAAUGGCACUGAUAGAGACGGCUACAAUAAUACAAAUUAUCACAAUCGUUACAAUAAUACCGAUUACUACAAUCGUUACAACAAUACCGAUUACUACAAUCGUAAUAAUUUAACUAAUUCAACCAGGGAUUAUUAUGAUAGGGAGCGCGGAUAUGAUCCAAAUAAUCGUGAUAGGGAUUCUCAAUACAAUCGUAAUAGAGAUUAUCAGGGCCGUGAUAGAGAUGAUCAAGGUCGUGAUAGGGAUUAUCAAAAUCGGGAUAGGGAUUAUCAAAAUUCUCAAGGUCGUGAUAGAAACUACGAUCAGAAUCGCGAUAGAGGUUAUAACGAUCAAAACCGCGAUAGAGGUUACGAUCGCGGGGACUACAAUAACCGUGGCGAAUUAAUCAAUAAUCGUAAUCGGGAACCUUCAAAUAGGGACCCUAAUAGUCGUGAUUUUGACAGGGACAGAGACUACAAUAAUCGCGACUAUAGAGAUCCCAACUCUAGGGACCCGUACUUCGAUCGUGAUCGUCAAAGGGAUAACAACAGAGACUACAACCACAGAGACUACAACAGUAGGGAUGGUAACAGGGACCCUUACUACAACAACCGGGAUGGUUACAAUAGAGACCCUUACAAUAGGGACUCGAAUAAUCGUGAUAAUUACCCUCCUCCUAGAGAUUACAAUGCGCAGAGCAGGAGCUACGACCCCAACUAUCAACAACCGAGAGACACUAGCUAUCCAAGACCGCAGGCGCAGUUAGGAUUUGGACAGCCUGGACCUAGAUUGGUCGAUUGUAAUGAUGAAGAAGCUAGAAGGACUGGAAUGAGGAAUGUUUGUUUGAAGAAAGUACAAAGAGUUGGUGAGUAUCAGCUUACUUACAUCAGACGUUGCGUAGCUAUCCCUCUAGAAAAAGAAAUUGGCACUUGCUACGAUCCUACAGCCAGAGGUAUUUCCUUGGAUUUCUGCGAAUAUUGCGAAUACGACGGCUGUAAUUCGGCUACAGGCUUGAAAUUCAAUCUAUUUUUAGCUAGUUUGGUACCGUUGGUACUUUCGUGGACCUUCCUUUUGUGAACAGCUUAGCUGGAAAAUGUUACCCAAAAAAUAAAAAGCUAUUUUGAGCUAUGUGAAUAGAAGUAUUUUGUAUUAUUUUUUAACUAUAAUGUGUAAAUCCGUCCUUUAUAUCUGUACUAAAUUUUGAAUGUUGUUUGAAAUUUUAUUUUGUGUUCUAUUAGUCUAAGUUAGUUUAUGAAUUUAUUUGUGUUAUAGUGUUUAAGUUUCACAGUUUUCUUUAAUGGUAUUUUCACUAGUAAAAUUGAAACAAACCUCAGAUUCCCACUAAAUAGGCCAUAUCACAGCCAUGAAAUUAUAUUUCGCAUUCAGUUUGGAAGCCCUACACAAUGCAUUAAAUUGUUGAUAAUUAAUUUUGAAAAAAGUUGGAAAGUUUAAGGGCCAGCCUAUUAAAGGCUCUGUUAAGUGACUGUGUACUUAACUAAGCAUUAAUAGGCAGACCCUCACAUUAUUUGCAGACAAAUUUAAUGUUGAUUGUAAUUUGAAGAAAUGUUAAUAAACAAAUUUAAAAGAAUAAGCAUGUUGUUUCUAAUAGAUUAAUU